Pseudocercospora fijiensis CIRAD86 is the source of this 447-nucleotide messenger RNA. RefSeq lists its product as uncharacterized. NCBI's taxonomy places the organism in Eukaryota, Fungi, Ascomycota, Dothideomycetes, Mycosphaerellales, Mycosphaerellaceae. The transcript has 3 exons. The coding region runs from base 1 to 447 and encodes 148 amino acids. The record is from RefSeq and is a predicted model, not a curated record.
AUGGCGCCAUUGAAGGAAAAUUGUCCAUUCCUCGCUCAACUCGGUCUUCAAAUCCUCCCACAGCCUCCUCCGACUCCCAGAUUUCGCCCUCCCAACGGCGGACCUCCCCAGCCUGCAACAUUUGGGUUCGAGCCCGGGACAAUUCACGAAACCAAUCCGAACUGGAACGUCAUCCGCGAUCUCACCAAGCUCCGAACCUGUGAUCCUCAGAUCCUAGAAUGGAACGAGAGAGCAAUUUUCGAAGAAUGGCACAGGACUACACAAGCUUACGAGCAGUUCGUCGGAGGUGAUGAGGAUACGGUUAAUGCGAGAAUAGCGACUGGGAGAUGUCACGCCAGCUGCAAUCACGAGUACAAAAUCAUCUCCCUCCGCCAACCACAUGCAGUUUUCCCAUAUCUACACCAUCUUACUGCCACCAUGUUCCAUCCUGUUCGUCGCGGCUCCUGA